UAAACCUCUUUGGCUGGAGUAGGGUCCGGGUGAGCAGAUUUCCUUAUCCGGGAAUCGCAGGCGGGGUGGCCAUUGGUUCGGAGGAUCACGUGGGCCCCUAACUUUGUUCACUUGACAGUAAGUAGGAGGGCUUUCGGAAACAGGAAAACGAGUCAGGGGUCGGAAUAAAUUUUAGUAUAUUUUGUGAGCAAUUCCCAGAAAUUAAUGGCUAUGAGUUCUUUUUUGAUCAACUCAAACUAUGUCGACCCCAAGUUCCCUCCGUGCGAGGAAUAUUCCCAGGGCGAUUACCUACCCAGCGAGCACUCGCCCGCGUACUACGCCGGCGGCCAGAGGCGAGAGAACGGCUUCCAGCCCGAGGCGGGCUACGGGCGGCGGGCGGCGUGCACCGUGCAGCGCUACGCGGCCUGCAGAGACCCCGGGCCCCCGCCGCCGCCGCCGCCGCCCCCGCCGCCGCCACCCCCGCCGCCGCCGCCGCCCGGGCUGUCCCCUCGGGCUGCAGUGCCGCCACCCGCCGGGGCCCUCCUCCCGGAGCCCGGGCCGCGCUGCGAGGCGGUCAGCGGCAGUCCCCCGCCGCCUCCCUGCGCCCAGAACCCCCUGCAUCCCAGCCCGUCCCACUCCGCGUGCAAAGAGCCCGUCGUCUACCCCUGGAUGCGCAAAGUUCACGUGAGCACGGUAAACCCCAAUUACGCCGGCGGGGAGCCCAAGCGCUCGCGGACCGCCUACACCCGCCAGCAGGUCCUGGAGCUGGAGAAGGAGUUCCACUACAACCGCUACCUGACGCGCCGCCGCAGGGUGGAGAUCGCCCACGCGCUCUGCCUGUCGGAGCGCCAGAUCAAGAUCUGGUUCCAGAACCGGCGCAUGAAGUGGAAAAAAGACCACAAGUUGCCCAACACUAAGAUCCGCUCGGGUGGCACCGCCGCCGCCGCCGCCGGAGCACCCGGAGGACCCCCGGGCCGGCCCAACGGAGGACCCCCCGCGCUCUAGCGCCUCUCCAAGCAGGAGCUCCGAACCCGGGGAGGCGAGGGGUGGGCAGCGAGCACGGUGUUGGGCGGGGGGAGAUGCGGGGUACGGGAGGGGCCCGGGGCCUGAAGCCUGACAACCGAUCUGCCCUACCCCCCCCCACUUUUAUCUAUCUAUAUGAAUAAACGCAGACAAGGAGGGGUAGGGAGCUUUAUUUAUAGAAAUGACAAUAGGGAGCCUGGUGAGGCCCUGCAGAAGCAAGAUUGGAGUCUCUUGCUUUCUUCCUUUAAAAAAAAAAAAGAGAGAGAAAGAAAGAAAGAAAGAAAGAGGAAGAAGGAAGAAAGAAAAAGACAGAAAGAGAAAUAGGAGGAGGCUGCAGCUCCUCGUUUUCAGCUUUGGAGAAGAUGGAUCCACGCUUCAUCUUUAAUCACUCCAGGCCUGGGCCCAUCUGUCUUGUUUACUCUGCCGAGGAGAGGACGGACGGGCCUCGGUGGCGACCGUUACCUCGACACUCGGCUAACAAAUGAGGCCGGGCUCUGCCGCCACCUCUGCUGCUGCCGCUGCUGGAAGACCGCCUGGAUUUUCUCCCUUUGUCCCCCCGCUCCUGACACCCAGCGAAUGCACCCUCUGACUGACAGAUAGCACAGUGUUUUAGCCACGGUAACACACACACACAGACACACACACACCUUCCCUCCUCUGUCUGUGCCCAUUCUUGGGGGAGGGUGAAGGUUCACCCCUCUCCACUAUAGGGGCUGGAAAAGAUGAUUGAGGGGGCAGUCUUGAGAAUGCAGGCUCCUAAAAAUGAACCCAAGAAAUAGGAAAGAGAGAACAGGCCAUCCAGGUGGGCCUUCCACAGAAGGCCCGGGAAAGCCUUGGCUGGGUGAGGGGUCAGUUGAAUUCUAGAAGCUGGGUACUACCCUCUGGCCAACCCACAGCUGUACAGCAGAGGCCCUGUCUUAGACUACAAAUGAAUGUGAAAUUAGGAAAUAAAAUACUGUGGCCCUCCUGGUCUGGAAGGACAAUGUCGCAGAGUCCUCUGCCAUAGUUUCUCAUUGUCGUAUCGUUUAUUAUUAUUAUUAAUUAAUGUUAUUAUUAUUAUUAUUAUUAUUUUAUGUCAUGUGUGUCCUCUCUCUAGUUCUCUUUCUGACAUUCCAAUCCAGGCCCCUUCCUACCUCUGGGACUGCCUGAGUCUAGAACAUUCUGUUGGUGUGAAAAAUCUGUGUCCUGUACAGAGUGACAAUAGAAAAUAAAUGUUUGGUUUCUUGUGAUCA
Messenger RNA from Jaculus jaculus (lesser Egyptian jerboa), 2234 nucleotides. It is a transcript of the gene Hoxb4, whose product is annotated as homeobox B4. Gene Ontology annotation, biological process: regulation of transcription by RNA polymerase II; embryonic skeletal system morphogenesis; anterior/posterior pattern specification. The record is from RefSeq and is a predicted model, not a curated record. Gene Ontology annotation, molecular function: DNA-binding transcription factor activity, RNA polymerase II-specific; RNA polymerase II cis-regulatory region sequence-specific DNA binding. Gene Ontology annotation, cellular component: nucleus. The coding region runs from base 205 to 984 and encodes 259 amino acids. The transcript has 2 exons. Lineage: Eukaryota; Metazoa; Chordata; Mammalia; Rodentia; Dipodidae.